Molecule: messenger RNA, 772 nt
Organism: Colias croceus (clouded yellow)
Lineage: Eukaryota; Metazoa; Arthropoda; Insecta; Lepidoptera; Pieridae
Product: non-symbiotic hemoglobin 1-like
Exons: 4
Coding region: 121-642 (173 amino acids)
Molecular function (GO): heme binding; oxygen binding
Source: RefSeq, a predicted model, not a curated record
AUAGAUAAAAAUUGGGAAGGAUCAAAACAAGGCAUGACCAUCGAGAUCAGUGUUUUACGAACCACGGUUGGCAUUAGUCGUGAAUUGCGUAUUUGCGAUAAACAAACAUAACGACAAAAAAUGGGUUCCUGGUAUAGUCGAUUACUGUGGGGUGGCGACCCUGAUGAAGUCAAUCCUGUAUCAGGGCUGUCAAGGAGAGAUAUUUAUUUAGUACAAAAAUCUUGGGCUGUUGUAUAUGCCGAUGCUUUAGCUAACGGCACGGAACUUUUUAAAGGGUUGUUCCGAGUGGAUCCCACAACACUAACAUUUUUCAAAAUGCUCAAAAAUGUCCCAGAAGAGGAAUUUGGAAAUAACUUUCAAUUUAGAGCGCAUGUCCUCAAUUUGAUGACUUCUUUCAAUCAAGCGGUGAUAAAUUUACAUCAACCUGAGGUGGUAAUUGUGUUGAUGAACAAACUGGGAGAGUCACAUCGUAAACGGAGGAUAGUAAAAUCACAUUUUGAUGAUUUAAAAGGAGUCUUAGUGAAAAUGUUUAUUGAAGUUUUAAAAUUGGAUGAAUCCACGCUCGGGUCUUGGGGCAAGACUGUUGAUUUCUUGUACAAACACAUUUUUGAAACUUUGUCCAAAAACGAAAUGACUAGCUAAUCAAAUAUCUAAUUACUACUGUUUAUACGUUAGACUAAUCAAUAGAAAAUUUAUGUGAUAUAUUUUAAAUCACAUCCAGACAAAAUGUGAUGCAAAGUUAAGAAAAUAAAUCUUAUUUUUAUAACUUAAA